Molecule: messenger RNA, 246 nt
Organism: Parastagonospora nodorum SN15
Lineage: Eukaryota; Fungi; Ascomycota; Dothideomycetes; Pleosporales; Phaeosphaeriaceae
Exons: 2
Coding region: 1-246 (81 amino acids)
Source: RefSeq, a predicted model, not a curated record
AUGGCUGUUUACCAAUCUUCUGCCGUAUUCUCGUUCUACUUUCGUGCUAGUGCUGGUGCUGCUGAUAUUUGCAAGCUGUCUCUUGCCGUCUUCGCCUGUGCCAUCUUGGACGUCGCCAGUGCUGCUUUGGUGGCCAUUACCAUCGCCUUAGCCUUCGUCUUCGACGUCACUAUCUUUGAAGCCACUGUCCCACACAUCGCUGUCCCACAACUCGUCGUCGUCGAUCAUAGACGAGUGGACUUGUAG